Messenger RNA from Pelagomonas calceolata, 357 nucleotides. Lineage: Eukaryota; Pelagophyceae; Pelagomonadales; Pelagomonadaceae. The record is from the annotation of a GenBank genome assembly.
AACGUGUUUGACCAGGGCGAUUUCGAGGUCGUGCUGCUCACCGUGAGCGCCGCGGGCAGCCCCCAAAAUUGGCAUGGACCUGGCCAGGGGUACGGACUUCACUUUUCUUGCUGGGGGCGCGAGCGUGCGACCGCCUCCCAGUGCGCUAGGGGCCCGUGCACGUUUUUUUUUUCUCUCCGCGGCGGUGCGGGUUUUAUUUUUGAGUUUUUGAGCGAUAUCUCCGCGCGGCGCCGUCCAAUUUGCACCCCGCGCUGCAUGCAGCCCGGUGACAUCAUAAGGAACAGUUGCCCCAGCGGGACCUCCCCCCAUUCCCCCGUCUUCCCACCCAUUUGCCCCAUGUCCCCUCGAUUAGGCCAG